UAUAUAUAUUCGUUGUUUUUAUUGUACAUUGCAUCUGUUUAGUGGGUUAAAUUAAUUAAAUAAUGGAUCUGGAAUUGGACCCUUCAUUGCAGAACAUAAUCGAGCAGUCCUCUUUGAAAUGGAUAUUUGUUGGUGGCAAAGGAGGUGUGGGCAAAACUACAUGCAGUUGCAGUUUAGCUGUUCAACUUUCGAAAGUACGGGACUCAGUUUUGAUUAUAUCAACAGAUCCUGCACACAACAUCUCAGAUGCAUUUGAUCAGAAGUUUUCCAAAGUGCCGACCAAGGUGACAGGUUUUGAGAACCUGUAUGCAAUGGAGAUUGAUCCGAAUGUGGGCAUGAAUGAAUUACCAAUGGAAUACUUUGAAGGAGACCAAGAGGCUGUGAGAGUGAGCAAGAACAUUAUCCAAGAGAUAGUUGGCGCUUUCCCAGGGAUAGAUGAGGCCAUGAGUUAUGCAGAAGUUAUGAAAUUAGUCAAAAGCAUGAAUUUUUCUACAGUAGUCUUUGAUACAGCGCCGACCGGUCACACGUUGAGACUGUUGUCAUUCCCGCAAGUUGUCGAGAAAGGUCUGGGGAAGCUGCUGAAGCUCAAAUUGAAGAUCUCUCCAUUCAUCAAUCAGAUCAGCGGUUUGCUGGGAUUAGCGGAAUUCAACGUUGACAAUUUUUCAAGUAAAUUGGAGGAGAUCCUAACGAUCAUCAAGCAAGUCAACGAGCAAUUCAAAAAUCCCGAUCAAACGACCUUCGUGUGCGUAUGCAUAGCGGAAUUCCUGAGUCUGUACGAGACGGAACGAUUGGUCCAAGAGCUGACAAAAUACAAGAUAGACACGCAUAACAUUAUUGUUAAUCAGUUGUUGUUUUAUAGAGACGGCCUAAGCUCGUGCACCAUGUGUUCGGCCAGGUAUAAAAUACAAGAAAAAUAUUUAGAUCAGAUCAGUGAUCUGUACGAGGACUUCCACGUUACCAAAUUACCUCUGCUGGAGAAAGAGGUGAGAGGGGCGGAGAACGUUAAGGCGUUUUCUGAGAACCUAGUGAAACCGUAUAAAGGCGACGGCCAAUAAACAUGUUUACGUAUUAUUUUUUUUGCUCGGAAAUUUGAAAUUAUUCAACUUCCUAAAAGUUAUUGAGUACAUAAUAAAGCGAUGAAGGGUUUUUUUUUUGGUUAUUGUUUUCGUUGUAUUGUUUUGUAUUUUCUUAUUAUUUUGUAUCUAUUCAUUUAAGCCAAAACGCGUAAUUAGUUUUUCUACUUUAAAUUAACGUAGAAACCAUUUAGGAACAUUUAUUUGUUUUAGACUUAAUUACGAUCUACUAGCCUGAACACGAAAACGGAAAAAGCCUAUUGCUCGAAUUGUUAUACACAUGAAUACAAAAAUUUGUACAUUUAUUUGUGUUGUAAAUAAAUGGAAACUGCAUCACUUGCGAACAA
This is a messenger RNA of Nicrophorus vespilloides, 1420 nucleotides long. RefSeq names its product ATPase ASNA1 homolog. Gene Ontology annotation, biological process: post-translational protein targeting to endoplasmic reticulum membrane. Bases 63 to 1055 code for a protein of 330 amino acids. Gene Ontology annotation, molecular function: ATP binding; ATP hydrolysis activity. The record is from RefSeq and is a predicted model, not a curated record. Gene Ontology annotation, cellular component: GET complex. Lineage: Eukaryota; Metazoa; Arthropoda; Insecta; Coleoptera; Silphidae. The transcript has 2 exons.